Molecule: messenger RNA, 1087 nt
Organism: Ruditapes philippinarum (Manila clam)
Lineage: Eukaryota; Metazoa; Mollusca; Bivalvia; Venerida; Veneridae
Exons: 1
Coding region: 1-1041 (346 amino acids)
Biological process (GO): DNA recombination; DNA integration
Molecular function (GO): DNA binding
Source: RefSeq, a predicted model, not a curated record
AUGAGGUGUUACAGCAAGAUUUUGCUUUUGUUAAUGACUGGUAAUUCUUUUUGUCUUCUGGUUUAUUUUGCAGAUCUGCAAUUGAAGACUCUCAAGACAGAUUUAAAACUGUCUAAUAUUUCAGCAUAUGCAGAAAAUAGUAGAAAAAAUUUAAAAAUUCAAUGGGAAUCAUUUAUAUUAUUUUGUUUGUAUUUCAAUUUCUGUUAUUUACCUGCUUCAACUGAAACAAUUCAGUUAUAUUCCCAAUUUCUUAGUAGAUCUUUUAAAUCUGUGGCUAGUAUUCGAAAUUAUUUAAGUGGUGUAAGAACUGUUCAUCAGUUAUUGGGUUAUAAUUUGAAUGAAAUGAAUACUUUUUUGAUAAAUUUCACUCUUCGUGGAAUUUCCCGAUUGAAAUGUCAUUGUGUAAAACAAGCUCAACCUAUAACUCCUUUUAUUCUUUCUAAGAUUUACUUGACGUUGAAUUUUAAAGAUCCAGAAAACUUAGUUCUUUGGUGUUUAUUUUUAUUUGCAUUUUUUCUGUUGGCACGAAAGUCAAAUUUAGUUCCAACUACACUUAAAGAUUUAAUUAAUCAUAAAUGUUUGAUUAGGUCUGAUGUUACUCGUGUUCAUGGUGACUUAAUAGUUACUAUGAAUUGGACCAAAACAAUUCAGUUUGGAGAACGUCUUUUACAGACUCCUCUAUUAAAGUUACCAGGCUCUUGUUUGUGUCCGGUUACUGCAUAUGAUAACAUGUUAAAAUUCAUUCCUGGGAAACCUGCAGAUGCUUUAUUUCUUUUACCUAAUGGUAAACCGGUAACUUAUUAUUUAUUUCAAAAUAAAUUGCGUCAGGUUUUAAAUGAUCUUGGGUUUGACUCAUCAUUAUAUUCCUCUCAUUCAUUUAGGCGUGGUUUUGCUACCCUUGCCUUUAAGAAUAAUAUUAGUUCAGAUGAAAUUCAAAUUCUUGGAGAUUGGCAUUCUGACGUUUAUAAACGUUAUAUUUCACUAUCCAUUGAAGAUAAGUGUAAAAUUAUGAAGGAUAUUUCUCAUGUUUUUUAUGUUUGAUUUAAAUAUAGUCAUUAAUAAACUGUUCUUUGUAUGUUUUCAGAAC